Messenger RNA from Gilbertella persicaria, 996 nucleotides. RefSeq lists its product as uncharacterized. The coding region runs from base 6 to 995 and encodes 329 amino acids. Gene Ontology annotation, molecular function: acyltransferase activity, transferring groups other than amino-acyl groups. The record is from RefSeq and is a predicted model, not a curated record. The transcript is spliced from 3 exons. Lineage: Eukaryota; Fungi; Mucoromycota; Mucoromycetes; Mucorales; Choanephoraceae.
AUACCAUGACAGCUCAUCUCUAUCCAUGGAACACUAAGGAGCAACUAGAUGAGUUAAAGCAAUACUUGUUGCAAUUCACCCCAACCACCUCGCAGUUGGUUGGUUUGUUUAUUUCUGAUGGUUUACAUAAAACAACACCUAUCAGUACUAUAAAAAUCUAUUGUUCUCAUCCAGACCCUUUGAAUACCUCUGACAUUGUUGUAUGGAUUUUUGACACUCAAAAAAGCAUUCGUCUUUUUGUCAGUACCGAAGUCCAAUUGGACAAAUUAUCCUUGACUUUAGAAGCUCAAGCAUUAGCACGCAGUAAAGGCGACUAUACUAAGGCAUUACCUCGUUACUUCUCUGACGACGAACAUGAAGAACUAUACCAAAAGAGCUGUGAAGCACUCGAGCAAAUACUUAAGAAUUAUGAUGCUCAAAGAAAGUCAGAUUUGGAAAGUACACUUUACCACGGUAUCAAUCUUUUGUGGGCACCCGUGUUACACCAGGUUUACAAGGUUGGAUUUCAGGCUCCUUGCUUCAAAUAUAUCAAAUCUGCUUCUACACACUCACCUAAACAGAUUGAGUUAAAAUCACACCUCAAAAUUACCCAAGUCCUUCAAGAAGAUAUAGAUUUGAUCAAGUCUGCUACUAGUGUAGAUUAUGAACUUGAGUAUUUAAAACAAUGCGCUUUUAUUUCUACAGCCAUCAAGACCAACGAUAAAGACGAACAGUUGGCAGGUUGGGUUUUAACACAUAGAGACAUGUUGGUGGGUGCUCUUCAAGUCUUGCCCAACUGGCGUCGUCAAGGUUUAGCUGAUAUUCUUGUGCAAAAUAUUUGUACAAAAUAUGUAGAGUUCUUCAAAGAAAAUCUAACAGAAGUUGCUCUUGACAAGUUGUAUUUUGUAGCAACAGUAGAAGCACACAAUGAUGCUAGUGCUAGACUGUUUGAAAAGAUGGGUUGGGUACACUUUGGAUGUGGUGUUACAUGGCUUUAUUGCUUACCAAAAAACUAGA